This is a messenger RNA of Rana temporaria (common frog), 1408 nucleotides long. RefSeq names its product phosphatidylinositol glycan anchor biosynthesis class X (gene PIGX). Gene Ontology annotation, cellular component: endoplasmic reticulum membrane. Bases 171 to 899 code for a protein of 242 amino acids. Gene Ontology annotation, biological process: GPI anchor biosynthetic process. The record is from RefSeq and is a predicted model, not a curated record. The transcript is spliced from 7 exons. NCBI's taxonomy places the organism in Eukaryota, Metazoa, Chordata, Amphibia, Anura, Ranidae.
GGGGAUCGUGGUUUACGUUAGUUUGGGACAGGCAGCACAGGUGGCUUUUCCAUGUUUCCUGUCAGGAGGACCCCAGAGAAGGGCGGAAGUGCAGGAAGACACGCUGUGCGGAGAAAACUCUAGACAAUCCAUCCUGUCCAAGAAAUAUAACACUUUGUUGUUUUAUCAUCAUGUCAAAACUACAAGUCACAGUAGUUUCUAUAUUACUGAUUACUAUUCAUUCAGCAGCCAGUACAGAUGCAGAGUAUUCAUGUCCUCAGCUGAAAGUUGAGAGAGAGAUUUUGAAAAAUGGGUUUCACAGGGAUUUAGUAACCAGAGUGAGUAUUCCGGACGUUGUGGAGCAGGUGGACAGCUGCAGAAUUUUGCUCAAUGAGACCAUCCCAUCUGGACUAUUUAUGGAUCCGUUUCAGAUUUCCUCUCUACAGCAGCACCAUCUUGUAGAGGCAAUAGUGCCAACAUCCAUUGAUGUAGAAGCUCCUGAAUACCUUUCUAAAGAACACACUGCUCUGGUGUACAUGAAACCAGAUGAAACUUGCAAAGAUUGCUAUAUCUCCACGGUGCCAGUUCAUGCACGAUACCAUCGCCCGUCUGCUGAAGCCUCUGAGGUGUCUAUACAUGUCCGCAGUCCUCAGUUACUUAUUCGUUGCAGCAAAGACUUUCCUCCAAGAGAUUGUACAAAGCACCCUUUAGUAGAAGCCCCUUGUGGAUCUUCAACUGAAAAAGAAUGUGAAUGGAUGGAUCUGCCAUACACACUGGUUAAAGACAGCACAACGGUGAAAGUGCCAGUGGGGAUAGUACAACAUGGACCAGUUGUUUGUAUUGUGACUAUUGCUGUCACCCUGAUUUGCACUGGAAUGCUACUCAGAACAAUUUACAAGCACAAGCAGAAGUCCACAUAGCAGCAUUUGAAAGAAAGAAAGAAGGAACUUGCUGCAUUGGCAAAGUUCAGUUACAUCAGAGACAAAACAAGGAAGUGAAAUUCAGACACAAUGAGUUCUACAGUAAACAGCUCGAAGCACAAUGACAGUUUGCAAAGUGAAGUAACCCAUAGCAGAAAGUUUGAUUUUUGGAAAACUGAACGCAAUUACAAUUAGAAGUUGUUUCUGAUUGAUUGCGAGGGGGGGGGGGGGUAAUUUGUUCAUGCGCAUUGCACUUUUCACUUCCUCACUGAAUUCCACUUAUGUUGGUUAAGGUUUACAUUUUUUUAGUCCAGACUGAUAUCUCACUGUCUGAAUGAAAAGAAAAUGCAUUCUUUAAUAGCCUUUGUAAAUAUCCAGUGAGACUUUAUGUGGGUUCAGGUGCUAUUCCAAAGUCAUUUGGAUACAGCUGCGAUUCUCUUAACCACUUCCUUACUGGGCACAUAUACCCCUUCCUGACCAGGUGAAAUUUCAGCUUGUGGCACUGCGUC